Molecule: messenger RNA, 8065 nt
Organism: Lepus europaeus (European hare)
Lineage: Eukaryota; Metazoa; Chordata; Mammalia; Lagomorpha; Leporidae
Gene: ZNF613
Product: zinc finger protein 613
Exons: 6
Coding region: 1113-3083 (656 amino acids)
Biological process (GO): regulation of DNA-templated transcription
Source: RefSeq, a predicted model, not a curated record
AGGAGGCCUGCUGCCGAGCCGCCGUUCAAGCCGCCGCGUACGAAGUCUGAAGACUUGUUUUGCCCCGCUUCACGCGGGAAGCCGGACGUCCGUGAGAAGCAGUGGCAGAGGACCCGUUUCAGCGCAGCUCCGGCCUAGCUGAGCCACUGUCCUGGACUUUAACAUUGGCCGGGGUCCGCCCGCGCUGCGUUGGUUCUCAGGGCGCGAGGCUGCCCGCGUCCCUGCGGGGAGGGCGGGCGUCGUCCGCUGUCCUGAAGUCCACACCCUGAUCCCAGGAAGGCCUGACGGAAGCCACGGGGCGCGGUCACCCCGUGGGGGCCGGGGGCGGCCUGGGCGUGCCGCUGGCUGCCGCGCGCUGGAUGGACGACGCCCUAGCUUCUGAGGAUGGCCGGGGGGUUAGAGAAGGCCCCGAGGAAGGAGCGAGUCCCCGAGUUCGGGAGAAAGCGUUUGUUCCCAGUGAGAAGGGCGCCGGGGAGCGCUGACACCCCAGCGGCGGGAGAUACCGAGUCGGGGGCUCUGGGUGUGCCGCGUGUUGAGGCCCAGACUGGGUAACCAGAUGGAUGGAACCCCGGCGCCAAACCCGCUUCCCGUAAUUCUGCAGCCGGGCUCGUUCGCCAACGAGGGUUUAUAAAACCCCUUCCGAGUGCCAAGCAAUGUCCUGGGUGCUGCGGAUACAAAAGCUAUGAACAUAGACCAAAGAAGGGGGGAAAAAAGACCCUUUUUUAUGGAGAUUUACAUUCUACUGGAAGCGUCACAUGAAAUUGCUGAUCCGAUUCCCUCCUGACAGCAGGCUUAAUCGUGAUUCCCAUGAGCAGUAGGACCUCAGAGGGCAAAAGGGACCUGGGUCCAGGGUCCCACAUUGGGAGUGAUGGCUUCAGUCUUUCAGACCACCACUGAGCUGCACAGCACAUGGAGCAGAGUCCACAGGCCCUGGCUCCAGGAAAAAGACACAUGAAAUUAAGUGAGGAGGAGGUUCCAGGACCCGGAGGUCAUCAUUUAUGGAGACACCAUUGACCAGAGAUUAAGAUUUCUGACCAGAAAUUUAGAGCAGUUCAAAAAGGGACUAAAGACACAGCAUCUUCAUUACUGUCCAUUUCCCCAAACAGAAGAAAAUGAUGAAGACUCAGGAGUUGCUGACACUGGAGGACGUGGCUGUGGAGUUCACCUGGGAGGAGUGGCAGCUCCUGAGCCCCGCCCAGAAGGCCCUGUACCGGGAUGUGAUGCUGGAGAACUACAGCAGCCUGGUGUCCGUGGGAUAUCAAGCCAGCAAGCCAGAUGCACUAUCCAAGUUGGAACGAGGUGAACUAUGGACAGUUGAAGAUGAAAUCCACAGUCACACUCGCCCAGAAAUCAAGACAGUCAAUGAUCAUCUGCAGGUGCAUUUGAAAAACCAAAGGUGUCUGAAAAGAGUGGGACAAUACCAUGAACAUAGUGAAUUUGGAAAGAGCAUUAAUCAGAGGAAAAGUAAUAUCCCUUUAAUGCAAAAUCAUGUUGUGUUUGACGUAAAUGGAAAAACAGUGAAAUCAAAUUUAAGCUUAGUCAAGCAUAACAGGAGCUGUAAAAUAAAAAAUCUUGUGGGGGUAAAUGGAGACAAGAAAUCCUUCCUUCACGCUGAGCAUGAACGAUUUUUUGCUGAAAAGAAAUUUCCCAAAUACGGAAAUUCUGUGACUACAAAUGCACAAUUCAUUAAGCCUCAGGGAACUCAAAAGAGAGAGAAACCCCAUGUGUGCAAUGAAUGUGGAAAGGCCUUCCUCAAGAAUUCUCGCCUCAUUGAUCAUCAGAGAGUUCAUUCAGGAGAGAAACCUCAUAGAUGCAGUAUGUGUGGGAAAGCCUUUUCCAGAAAGUCCCGGCUCACUGAACAUCAGAAAACACACGUAGGAGACAAACGGUAUGAAUGUACUGAAUGUGACAAAGCAUUCCGCUGGAAAUCGCAGUUUAUUGCACAUCAGAAAACUCAUACAGGAGAGAAGCCCUAUGUAUGCAGUGACUGUGGAAAAGGCUUCAUCAAGAAAUCUCGGCUCAUUAACCAUCAGAGAGUUCAUACAGGAGAGAAACCACAUGGAUGUAGUCUGUGUGAGAAAGCGUUCUCCAGAAAGUCUAGGCUCAUUGAACAUCAGAGAACUCAUACGGGAGAAAAACCCUAUGAAUGCACUGAAUGUGACAAAGCAUUCCGCUGGAAAUCGCAGCUCAAUGCACAUCAGAAAACACAUACAGGAGAAAAGUCGUACAUAUGCAGUGACUGUGGGAAGGGCUUCAUUCAGAAAGGCAAUCUGGUUGUACACCAGCGAACUCAUACUGGAGAGAAGCCCUACGUGUGCAGUGACUGUGGGAAACGCUUCAUUCAGAAGGGCAAUCUCCUUAUACAUCAGCGAACUCAUACUGGGGAGAAACCCUACGUGUGCAGUGACUGUGGGAAGGGCUUUAGCCAGAAGACAUGCCUAAUAUCGCAUCAGAGAUUUCACACAGGAAAGACGCCUUUUGUGUGUCCUGAAUGUGGAAAGUCCUGCUCACACAAGUCAGGUCUCAUUAACCAUCGGAGAAUUCACACAGGAGAAAAACCUUACAAAUGUGGCGACUGUGGGAAAGCUUUCAGAGAUAAGUCAUGCCUCAACAGACACCGCAGAACUCACACAGGAGAGAGACCAUACGGAUGCUCUGAUUGUGGGAAGGCUUUCUCCCAUUUGUCAUGCCUUGUGUAUCAUAAGGGGAUGCUGCAUGCAAGAGAGAAGCGUGUAGCUUCAGUCAGGUUAGAAAAUCCUUCCUCAAAAAGUCACAGCUCAUCACAAACAGAUGAUUUUAUACAGGAGAAAAACUCUGCUAACAUGGGGACUGUGCACAUGCCCUCUGGUGCACCUCAGACUUUAUUAAACAGCAGUGAGUUCCAAGCAGAUCGCAAUGUAGCCAUUGUGGGACAGCCAGUUGCCAGAUGUUCAGCUUCUGUGAAAGAUAGAAUUUGCACAGAAGAGAAACCUUAUGAAUGCAGUGAAUAUGGUAGUGCUUUCAGUGAUCCAUUACGUCAUACUUUGUCACAAAAACCACAGAGAAAUAAACUGAAAUAUUCAAGGUUGAAAACUCUUGAGUAAAACCUAGCUCGUUAUAUGGCUAAGUGUGUAUAUAUUAAAUGGAAAAAAAAAGUCCUAUAAAUGCACAGACUGGGAAAAUCUAUUAUGGGAGGAUAGAUCCUAUCAAUGGUCAUAGAUCACAGAUCAUCAGUGAACUCAUAGUUGAAUGAAAUACAAUAACCGUGGAAAAGCCCUGGCCCAGAAAUAAGACCUCGGUAGGUAUCGGUUAAUAUAGGAGACAAACCAUUGGAAGAUCUUUGAAGACCGUGAAUGUGACAGGGUUGCCAAUGGUAGAUUCUGUCCCAUGAAUUGUCAGAAGAAAUUAUAUAGAAACAAUAGUGAAUCACACUAACUAGAACAUCUUCAAAAUAUCAGGAGCACCGGCCGGCGCCGUGGCUCAAUAGGCUAAUCCUCCGCCUUGUGGCGCUGGCACACCGGGUUCGAGUCCCGGUCGGGGCGCCAGAUUCUAUCCUGGUUGCCCCUCUUCCAGUCCAGCUCUCUGCUGUGGCCCGGGAGUGCAGUGGAGGAUGGCUCAAGUGCUUGAGCUCUGCACCCCAUGGGAGACCAGGAGAAGCACCUGGCUCCUGCCUUUGGAUCAGCACAGUGCGCCGGUUGCAGCACGCCGGCUGCGGCAGCCAUUGGAGGGUGAACCAACGGCAAAGGAAGACCUUUCUCUCUGUCUCUCUGUCCACUCUGCCUGUCAAAAAUAAAAAUAAAUAAAUGAAUAAAACUUUAAUUGGAUAGACAAUUUAAAAAGUGAACACUGGGAAGCAUUUCACAAAGUGCUUUAAGCUGCCAUUUGGAAUGCCCCAUCUCCCAUAUCCUAGUGCCUGGUUCAAGUCCUAAUGUAGUUUUUAGUGAUGCACAUGCUGAGAGGCAGCAGAUGAUGGCUAAAGUACUUAAGUUCUUGCCAUCCAUGUGGGAGACCCAGAUGGAGUUCCAUUCUCCUGGCUUCAGUUUCGUCCAGCCCUGAAUGUUGCAGGCCUUUGACUAGUGAACCAACAAAUGGAAGAUAGUCUCCUCUAUGUCCCUGCUCUUCAAAUAAAAUGCAAAGUAAUAACAGUAAAAACUUCUAUCAUCUUACUACUUCACUCUCUUCCCUUCAUAAAAGCUAUAGCUAGCACUUAAAUGCAGUUUGCCAGGUGCUACCUGCAUUGCUUGGUUGCUUAAUAUUUCAUAUGCUCCCUUUUCACCUUCACGUGUCUUGGGAGAAAUAUUUGAUUUUAUUUGAAGGCUCAUACCUUUCUCCCUAUUAUAGAUAAUGUGGGCAGUGGGCUUCACGGAAUGUCCCAGAGUUGGCUUCAAGACAGUUCUCACCUAGUUGAGCAUGAUUCAUGUUCUGUCCCAUCCCCGGAAGGACACUGGAAAUGUCCUCUGCUUUUGUCCACUCUGAUGGCUGCCUUCCAUGCCCCUUCAAACACUUCACCUUUUACAAACUUAGUUUUCUAUUGGUCCUCCCGGGGCACUUAGCAGUUCCUCCCUGAGCCAAGAGUUUGUAUUUUAUUAUUUGUAUUAUUUGUAUUAUUUGUAUUAGGAGACCAGACCUACUCUGAGACACCUGUGUCUGUAGUGCUUGCUCCUGGUGGCUCAGCAUGUGCGUAGAGCAUGCAGAGAUAUUUUGCUCAGCCUAUUGAGGGUUUUAUAUCUCUUGAUAACUUCUGCAGUUAUCAUAGUGAUAGAGGUACUGACUACUUAAAAUCAGACCUGGGCUGCUUGGCACUGGACUGCCAGUUAACCUGAGAUGAGAGUUGAUGCAAGGAAAUAGAUUUAUUCAAGAGGGUGUGUCUUCAGGGAAAAGCAACCUCUUCAGUUUCAGAAGUACUUUUCCUAAUUUGCAAGUUAGCAGAACUUUUAAAGGAGAAAUAGGGGCUGGAAGAGAUUGUCAGGUUUCUAGGAUUGGUUCUGCUAGUCAUCCUGACAUUACUUAGGUGGAAGCUUCUUGAUAUCGAGUUGAUUGUUUUUGGCUGAUGAUCAUAAUUUCCUUCCUUACCUGAGGUUGUCCCCUGAAAUUCUUAGGGCAGCAUCUGUUGAAUAAGCAUUCUAAUAAGUCACAGGAUGAGCAGUUAGCUUUUGUUAAUUAGAAUGUGGAAAAGAGAGGACAAUGUGCUUUCUUUAUAGUUGCAAUCAUAUAACAUCAUAAGGUUAGAAUGAAAAGAAAGAGGAAGAUGUGUUCAAUACAGUUACAGUACCCUGAAGUUAACUCAGUACUUUCUUACAGCACUGAAUGGUAACAGUCAUUAUAGAUGCUGUGUUGUGGAACACAGCAGAAUGCAGGGCCCAUGGCCAGAGCUCAGACUCCUGGAAGUGCCGUUUCUCCACCAGGAAUUAUUGGCUCUUAGUGUCCUCAUGAUGGUAAAGGAAGAGCUGUGGAGCAAUGGCAUCAGGGUUGAAGUCUUUUUGAACUUGGAUUCCAACUUUAUUCAUUCUUUGUAGAGUCUACAAAGGAUCAAGUUCCGGUAGGUUGGGUUCUGGACCUAACUCCAGAGUAAAAGGCUUUGGAAGUCAGUGAAUCACAACAUGGUACUGGGACCAUGAAGGGCCAUGUACUGAGGAUAUCUUCUCUUUUAGUCACUGAGGAAUAAUAGAACCUUUGGCAGUCAUGUAUUAGGAAUCUUAAAGUAAUGACCAAUAGCCCAUCUGUUGGGGUUUAUGGUCAUUGAGGGCCCAUGCAGAGUAAAUCAGUGGUUGAGACUCAGAAUAGUAAGGUGUGUCAUUGAACAAAGUCUGCUACCCUCAUCCACCAGUGGACUAAACUUUCUUUCCUUUAUCUUCAAACUUUGUCCUCAUUAUUGUGAUUUACCACCAUUGACAAGGCCCAGACUUUUGGUUACAGCAUGAAGAGAUGGGUCUGGAAACUCAGGGCCCCAGGCCCCUGUAGAGUUGGGGGGUUGAGGCUUAAACAUUGGGUGCUGGUAAUGGUUAUAUAUAUUUUUUAAGAUUUAUGUAUUUGAAAGAGUUACACAGCGAGAGGAGAGGCAUAGCGAGAGGUCUUCCAUAUGCUGGUUCACUCCCCAACUGGCCGCAAUGGCUGGAGCUGCGUAGAUCUGAAGCCAGCAGCCAAGAGCUUCUUCCAGGUCUCCCAUGCGGGUGCAGGGGCCCAAGGACUUGGGCCAUCUUCUGCUGCUUUCCCAGGCCAUAGACCGGUGCCCAUAUGGGAUGCUGGCACUUCAGCUGGUGGCUUCACCCACUAUACCACAGCACCAGGCCCAGUAAUGGUUGUAAUUUAAAGCCACACUUGCCCAGCUAAUACAAAUCUAUUUCAGUUCUUUAAGUCUAUCCUCAAGAUAUAAACAUGUGUCUUCCUACAUUAUCUCUUAUAUUCAGUUUUCAGGACAAUGUCUAGUCUCUUUGUGAUAUUUGUUUAAAAUAAGUGUAUGUUUAUUUUCCUGGUCAGUAUAGUCAGUUUGGUUCAUUUUAAUGGAUUUUUCCAAGCCAAAAUCUGAAUAUUUAAAUUACUAAAGCUUAGGUCCUUUUGCCUUAAUCUUUUCAAUCUUUACAUUCUCUGAACACAGUCAUUUCAACUUUUAUCCAUAACAUUUCAACUUUUAUCCAUAAAUAUUUACAUCUUGAUAACUUUCCACAUUGCUGUGUCCACUUAAACUCUUCAAAUUUUUUUGUCUCUAACUGCAUACUUUGCACUUUAAUUUCUAAUAAAAAUCUAAAUAGUUAUAUGCUUUAAAAAGUCUGCUUACUGGGGGCUGGCGCUGUGGUGCAGUGGGUUAAUGCCCUGGCCUGAAGCGCUGGCAUCCUAUAUGGGCACUGGGUCUGAGUCCUGGCUGCUCCUCUUCCAGUCCAGCUCUCUGCUGAGGCCUGGGAAAGCAGUAGAAGAUGGCCCAAGUCCUUGGGUCCCUGCACCCACGUGGGAGACCCGGAAGAAGCUCCUGGCUCCUGGCUUCAGAUCAGUGCAGCUCUGGCUGUUUCGGCCAGCUGGGGAGUGAACCAUCGGAUGGAAGAUCUCUCUCUCUCUCUCUCUCUCCCUCUCUCUCUCUCUGUGUAAUUCUGACUUUCAAAUAAAUAAAUAAAUAAAUCUUUAAAUAAAAAGUCUGCUUACUUCCUCAAAUUCCAAAUCUCAAUACUGUUCACACUUUCAAAGGCAGUUCCUCUUGACUUAAAAUCAGUAAACUUCAAUUCUUCACACUUAUUCCAACAUUUUGAAUUCAUCAGGGAGCCGUGUUUUAUUCCGUGAUGUUUUAUUCCACCUCCCUUCAUCUUUGUUUUUCAUAAUUUGCAGUUGCCUUCUUGUCUUCUUUGCUUGCUUAUUAUUUUCCCUAACUAGAAUAUAAACACAUUGAAAAUAAAUAAUAGGUUAGAUUUCCGAACACCACAACAAGGAUAUAAUGUGCACUCAGUAAAGAUUUAUAGGAUAACUAAAUGCAGGUCCCCUAAUUUUGGAUCAGGUUUGCUUUACACUUAUGUUUUCUCAUCUAACUUUAAUUUUUCUUGUUUUAUACUAUUUAUGCAAGUUUUACAAAGUGUUAGAAAGUAGCCAAAUCUAUAUACAUUGUUAAUUAUUUAAGCUUUGUACAACUGUUGCUUUUGCUGCUUGAUUUGUGUCUAUAAGAUAUUUCACAAAUUUUUGAAAAAUGGAAUUAAAAGGUAAAUUCAGUGCAAAAAAUUUGAAGUCUACGCAUAUAAAGUGUCUUCAGAAAAUUCAUGGGAAAUGUGUAUUAUAAAAAAAAAAAAAAACUGAGGCCGGCGCCGUGGCUCAACAGGCUAAUCCUCCGCCUUGCGGCGCCAGAACACCGGGUUCUAGUCCCAGUUGGGGCGCCGGAUUCUAUCCCGGUUGCCCCUCUUCCAGGCCAGCUCUCUGCUAUGGCCUGGGAAGGCAGUGGAGGAUGGCCCAAGUCCUUGGGCCCUGCACCUGCGUGGGAGACCAGGAGAAGCACCUGGCUCCAAGCUUUGGAUCAGCACGAUGCGCCGGCCGCAGCGGCCAUUGGAGGGUGAACCAACAGCAAAAGGAAGACCUUUCUCUCUGUCUCUCUCUCUCUCACUAUCCACUCUGC